CCUCACUCCAACUUGUUCCUUGUCUCCUCUCUUUGUUUGACUCCAUCAGAUAUCCUUCGGAAGUAAAUCUAGAUCGAGCUUCUUAUCUCUUUUGGUAGAAGAAACAAGAGAAGAAACUAAGAAGAUGAUCAUAUCUACUUUUGUGUGCAAAAGGAUUUGGGCGAUGAGAGGUGGUGUCAGCCAUCUGCAGCAACAGCACUACUUCUCCACACAGCCUGCAAGCAGGUUAGCCGGCAAAGUUGCAGUCAUCACCGGAGCCGCCAGCGGCAUCGGCAAAGCGAGCGCAGCUGAGUUCAUCCGCCACGGCGCAAAAGUCAUCCUAGCCGACGUCCACCACGAGCUCGGCAAAGCCACCGCUGACGAGCUCGGCCCCGCCGCUACCUUCGUCGGCUGCGAUGUCAGCCAGGAGCCCCACGUCGCCGCCGCCGUCGACCUCGCGGUCGCCAAGCAUGGCCAUCUCGACAUCAUGUUCAACAACGCCGGCGUCGCCGGAUCCCUUGCCAUGUCCAUCACCGACCUCGACCUCGCCGACUUCGACCGCACCAUGGCCAUCAACGCCCGGUCGGUGGUGGCGGGGAUCAAGCACGCCGCUCGCGUGAUGGUCCCGCGCCGCGCCGGGUGCAUUCUGUGUACCGCGAGCAUCGCCGGGGUGCUCGGCGGGAUAACGCCGCUCGUCUACUCAGUGUCGAAGGCGGCGGUGCUGGGGGCGGCGAGGUCGGCGGCGGCGGAGCUCAGCAAGCACGGGGUCAGGGUGAACUGCAUCUCGCCGCAUGCGCUGCCGACGCCGUUCGGGAUCAACGCCGUGAAGAAGAUGACGGCGGAGGAAGACGUUCGGCGGGUGAAGGAGAUGAUCGAGGCCACGGGGGAGUUGGAGGGGACGAAGUGCGAGGUGGAGGACGCGGUGAAUGCGGCGGUGUAUUUGGCUUCGGAUGAGGCCAAGUACAUCAGCGGACACAAUCUAGUGGUGGAUGGUGGCUUCACUGCGUGCAAAUAUUUGCGAUUUCCGCCACCCUGAGUAGAUUCCUGGAAUCCAGGCGAAGACGUACUGUGUUCUCUCAGGAUCGGUGAAUGAUCGUGCAACUCGCCAUGAAAUUGUUCUUACUUAGCCUUAAAGAGGCAUUGCAUAAGGCCUAUGUCAACUUACAACUGAGUCCAAAUUUUAUAGCUAUGAAUGCACAAAGACUGCAUUACUUA
Messenger RNA from Musa acuminata subsp. malaccensis (wild Malaysian banana), 1194 nucleotides. Its product is annotated as secoisolariciresinol dehydrogenase. The record is from RefSeq and is a predicted model, not a curated record. Lineage: Eukaryota; Viridiplantae; Streptophyta; Magnoliopsida; Zingiberales; Musaceae.